AAUGUUAAUCUUGUUGUGCCUUUUGGUGGCUCAACUCUUUAUUGUUGGAGAGUCGAACCAGCUGCAGCGUAUUGUCAAUGGAGAACUAGCCGAAGAAGGACAAUUCCCAUAUCUGGUUGGAGUUGUUAUGGAACAAUUUCUUCAUCCUAUAAUAAAAUCUAAGUUGUGCGGUGGCAGCAUUAUAUCCAACGAAUGGAUACUUACGGCUGCUCAUUGCGUUCCAUUACUUAAAAAGAAGGUAUAUAUCUUCUAUGGCUCUACCCAGUUUAAAACAGCUGAAGUUAAAGAAGUGUCGGCAACGAACAUUCAUCGACAUCCGAAGUACAGAAUAAUUUUGAACGAUAAAUUCCGUUACGAUAUAGCCCUGAUUCAAACUCCCCGAGUUAAGUUCAAUAAUUAUAUUCAAAGCAUUCCACUGCCAUCACCCAGAGAUGACAGAAGAUCGACUAAGCCAGGCCAGUCAGUCAUUUCCGCCGGAUGGGGCUCAAGCGUUUUAGGUGGAGAAUCAGUAGAUCGUUUGAAUUGGGUCGAGCUGGAGAUCGUAGAUGAAUCCGUGUGUGAAAGGAAAUACGGAGGUAAUUUGGAACGCAUAUUGUGUGUUAGCACCCACGAGAAAAAGUCCAUCUGCAGCGGAGAUUCUGGUGGACCGCUGGUGCCCAAAGAUGAGAAUAAACUGAUCGGAAUCGUCUCAUUUGGAUCCACAUUAGGAUGUGACGUUGGUCAGCCCGUUGUAUAUACGAAUGUUAUCACAUACCUGGACUGGAUUGAGUCUGUCUCUGGUGUAAAACCCUAGAAAUUUGUAAUGUUUCGUGCCUUUUAAAGACACGAUUCCAUCACUAAAUAAAUAUAAUGUGCAUUCCA
Molecule: messenger RNA, 861 nt
Organism: Drosophila obscura
Lineage: Eukaryota; Metazoa; Arthropoda; Insecta; Diptera; Drosophilidae
Product: serine protease 3-like
Exons: 1
Coding region: 2-793 (263 amino acids)
Biological process (GO): proteolysis
Molecular function (GO): serine-type endopeptidase activity
Source: RefSeq, a predicted model, not a curated record